Messenger RNA from Anguilla anguilla (European eel), 1723 nucleotides. RefSeq names its product UPF0524 protein C3orf70 homolog A-like. Bases 901 to 1695 code for a protein of 264 amino acids. The transcript has 2 exons. NCBI's taxonomy places the organism in Eukaryota, Metazoa, Chordata, Actinopteri, Anguilliformes, Anguillidae. The record is from RefSeq and is a predicted model, not a curated record.
UCCCCAACCCAGACACGCGCCGUGAGUGCAGGAGGUGAUGUAGAGAUGGUGGCAGAAUUCUGCGACCAUGUCACAAGGUAUUUAUAUUUAUUUUUACAACGUAACAUUUAAAACGAACGGCGACUCAUGCUUUUGGUUUUCUAUAAAUACUUAUUGACUUGCGUUUAUUAAAUAUUUAAGAGCGACCAUUUUGACACUUGAAAUUCAAAUGAAUGGUAUGUAUGAAUUAAAUAAUAUUUUAAUAAACCAUACUAGUUGAGCAUUUCUCCCACUUCGUCGAAGCAAGAGGAGUAAUUCACGUGGGCAUCUGAUAACGUUAGAAACGCUCCGAGUAUUUUCCAGUUAGUUUUCCUCGGAGGGGAAUCUCGUAUCGUAAAGCAAAGACAGAUGUGUGUACAAAUUACAGCGCAUUCCUUUAUGGGCGAGUAUCUCGGAGAAAGUGCGGUCAUGCUGGUCCGCGUCGACAGCAAGCGCGGACUUCUUUUUAGUCUGAAUGAAGUUUAAGAGGCACGUCAUAUAGAAGGGGACCUCGGCAGAAUCGGACUACGACCAACUUCACUGGGUAGAUAUAAUCAAGGACUUAAAUGCAAGAAGCUUCGCACUGGACUUGCUUCGUAACCUAGGACUUCAUAUAUCCCCCUUUUCAGAGAAAAUCCUAAGCCAACAGAGUGCGAUAUUUCUGUUCUAUCACUGGACAUAACACGAAUUUUUCUUCGUUGAACACCCAACUAUUGACUCUGUGCAGCAUUGUCCCUACGGCGCGCGCUUUAUUUCUUGUUUGCAAAUUUAUGAACUCCUGCAUGCUACUGCAUUCCUUCCCCCGUCCGUCAUUUAGUUGAUGAUAGGCGGCGAAUUUCGGAUGUAUUCCUUUGUCCUGGCGUGAUCUCUGGGUUUAUAACUAUGGCCACUUCGCGAGGACAGAAGGUUCCGAAGAGCGAUAAGUUGGAUGAGGCGCAGGCUUUGGCGAAGAGCUGCGCCGGGAGACCCGACUUUCUGCCGUGCGAUGGACUGUCGAUCUGCGCCACUCACAGCCACGGAAAGUGCUUCAAGCUGCACUGGUGCUGCCACUUAGGCUGGUGUCACUGUAAAUACGUGUACCAGCCCAUGACCAGCGUGUGCCAGCUUCCCAGCACCCCGGUGCCCACCGCCCCCACCGAAUACGCCGGCACCGUCGACCUGUCGAUCUCCCUGACGGAGCGCUUCCUCAGGACCGCCCCCAGCUUCCGGCCGCCGCCCUGCCCGGAGUCGCCCAGGUACUGCGUCAUCGCCGACCUCUUCGUCGACGACUACAUCGUCAAGCGCGUCAACGGCAAGAUGUGCUACGUGCAGCGGCCCCCGCCGGCCCUGCCCCCGGCCCCCCCGCCCCGGGUGCCACCCCCGCAGCACCCUCCGGGCCAGACCGCGAGGGGGGCACACUGUGGGUACAAGCAGACCCUGCCCGGGGACAAGGCCGGCGGACCCAAAAUAGACCAGUGCGCCUCGCCGUCCAGCUCGGAGGACUCUGGCAUCAAUGCCCUGGGCCUGCACUAUCUGGAGUCGUGCGACGAGGACUCCGAGGAAGAGGAGGACGACGAAGAGCUGAGCUCUGGCGGGGACUCCAGCCCCGGCAGCCUCUGGGACCAGGACGAGUGCUCGCUGCUGUCCCCCUCCAGGUCCACCGUGGAGAUCAUCGAAAAGAUAGAAACGACUGUUUGAUAUCAGGGACCCCCACCCCACCCCACCA